CUAAUGCAAUGCUCACAAUGGUCCCUUCUGGCCUUGGAAUCUCUGAACCUAUGAAAGCCAUUUAGAGAACUGAUAAUGGUGCUGAGACAAAAGGAGGCUGGGGGCUGGCUGCCUGCAGUCGCUUUCCUGCUAAUUAGCCCCCAUUUUAAAAAAAAAGCCAGAAAACAAAACUACCAUGUCUGGUUCUUUCAGCUUCAUGGACAAAUACUAAUCCCAGACAAAAGCUUAUAGGGACAGCACUCACCAAUUCAUUGAAAGAUGCUUGACUACAGUUUCCUAUUGGUUGCUAUGGCGAGUGAUGAUGCAAUCAAAGAAGGGUAUAAUACGAGACUAUGGAGAGGUGAUGGAUUUAAUCAGCCCACAACCAAGGGAGUUAUCCAGGGAUUCUGGCUGUGUAGAGGAAGGCAAGGCACCGCAAGCUCAGAUUCAUGCCUCAUGAUUGAACAUUUAUUGGCCACUGCUUAAGAUAAAUGCCGAGAAAGUAGCAAGCAAGCUCCCCAAUCAGGAUCCCUGACUGGCACAACACAUGGCAUAUCGGCAGAUCUGGUGCUUUCUAAAGCAACAAGUUAGCGACUGAAAAUGCCAUGAGUGCUUAGGCAAAUACGACAGUUACCGGGCACUUUUCCAAGCCGCUAUGAACAUUGAAGUUCGCAACAUCUCGGACACAAGAGCCACCAUCUCCUGGUCCACAAACAACCCCUGCCCGGAGAACUAUUACCACGUCAUGUACCGUCCCAACUGGAACAGCGUCUUUGCGGGCUACUUGCGCCAGAACUUCCAUCGCGAGGAGAGGGUCCCCCACUCCCUUAGCUCCCUGGUCCUCCACAGACUUACUCCCUCAACCAUCUACAUUCUGUGCAUCACGUGUAAAAACUCGUACCCCUCCAGCAACCAUUGUACAAUGUUUCACACUCUCGACCAGCACCCGCUGGCCUUGCGCAGCUUGAAGCAGGAAUCUGCCACCUCCAUGUGGAUGGUGAGCAGCCUAUUGAUCCUCUGCUUUACAGCCUUCUUGGUCUAUGGCUGUUUGCAGUUCUGGUCCUCAAGGUGCCACAAAGGGUCAAGGCUGGGGCAGUAUAGUGCCAACCCAGAGAGGGAAGCGGAUGAACAGACAAGCUCACCUGAGGGGACUCUGAGCACCGGACUGAAGGAGGAGCUGCUGGAAGUCCCCAUGACGGCUGUCCUAAUGAGGAGUACCAGUAUCAUGACAGAGAGCCCAUACAGGUCCCCCCACUGCUUCUUUCCAAUCCAAAGCAGUGAUGACAAGAGGGCCAUCUUACCUGAGCACGGGUUCAAAUGAAAGGGAAAUAAAAGGAGCUCCCAGCAUGGGGAACGCCUGGCAAUUUGUUUUUCAUUUCAGUGGGGCUGCUUUCAUGCUACAAAUGUUGACCUGACAUGUAUUGGUGUUCUUACUACAUUGCUCUGGGAUGGAACUUGGGGUGGAAAAUGGCAGCCACAGGUAAAGAUUUUGCCAAAUUAGAGAAAAAAAAUCAGUUCCCUUUUAUACUUGAGGGGAAAUUUAAGAAACCAGUAAAAAACAAGCCCCUAAGAAAUUAAGGCCAAAUUCAACUCUCAGUAAACUUCACUUCAGUGGAGUGACUCUAAAUUUGCACCAGCGCAGCAGACAUAUGUAUUUGGAGAGGCACAGGGUGGAAUAAAGACACUGGAGUUAAUUUGUUUAGAAACAGCCCUUUCUGCCUAGCUGAAGAGCACUGACAUUUGAGCAGACUGGCUGCACAAUAGGACAGUCAGUGAUCUGCACACUGAGACCAAGUCACACAAUGGGCUCUCGGGGCUCCAUCACAUUGAAAACACACCAUUCCGACACGGGUAGGUGGCUCACAGGCCACUUCCAGCUGGGCAGCUGUCCACAUCCCCAAAUCACCUCACAAUUGCCACCCCUCGACAGCAGGCACUCCCUGCAGAAAGGGCCAGGUUUACAUGGACUCAGAGGUGGAACUAAACUGUAGGCCUGAUCCUGCUUGCUUUGAGGUCAAAGGCAAAACUUCCCUAGACUUUAGUGGGAGACAGCACAAGUCCUGGGACUGUUACAGUUACACCCUGCAGUGCAGCUGCCUGCACUGUACUUAGUCACUGGGGACCAAAUCCUGAGAGGGUCUGAAUACCUGCAACUCUCAUGAACUUCACUGACUCUGCAGUCACCUCACAGGGUUUGGCCCUGCUUAGGGGACUUCAGUCUUCAGGGCACCUUUCACCUACCGAAUUGCUUCAGGGGAAAAACAAUCCGCCAUUUUGGGUAGGGUUAUGGGUAGCUCGGGGCUCUAGGAAUGGAAUAUUGAGUCAUCUACUUCUAGGUCACUAGAUAAGCCUGCAGUGCCCCUGCACGUGCUGUAUCUGUGCUGUGCAGUCAUCUCAUAGGGCUUCAGUCACCUUUCCCUGGUAAUAAAACUCACUCUUAAAGCCACUACUAUUACCUCCCAGGCCUCCCCAGUUCUGUGUAAACAAGUCUGCCAUAUACAUCUGAUUGAUAGAUUGCCUGACACUGACGACAAGCAAUAUAUAUACACACACCAUCAUUCCAAUAAUUCACCUUUCAGAUUACAGGGAUCCCAGUGCUCCUGUGGUACCGAUAACUGGGCGGGAGGGGAGCCUCUCGCUGAGUCUCACCAAUCUAAUCUCUGCAUCUCUAGACAGGGGCUGUUCGGUGGCUCUGUCCCAGUGUUGGUCAUCAGCACAGAGCUGUGGCCUUUCGGCUCACUCUGACACCGGUGCUUUAAGAAGGAAAGAACUGACAAAGCGGCAACACACUGGUUGCCUUGCCCAGCUUUUCGGUCUCAGCAAAGCCAAGCAGACUUGUGUGUUUCUGCCAUUCUGCUAAUGAACCUUUCCUGGCAUUUCCCACCUGGUGACUGAUUUCUGCGUACAAUCUGCUUUCCUCAUUGUUCAGCCUCCCUAAAUAAAGUCCUUCUUCCUG
Dermochelys coriacea (leatherback sea turtle) is the source of this 2935-nucleotide messenger RNA. RefSeq names its product fibronectin type III domain containing 9 (gene FNDC9). NCBI's taxonomy places the organism in Eukaryota, Metazoa, Chordata, Testudines, Dermochelyidae. The record is from RefSeq and is a predicted model, not a curated record. Bases 635 to 1300 code for a protein of 221 amino acids. Gene Ontology annotation, molecular function: protein binding. The transcript has 3 exons.